UCACUUUCGUAUCCAUCGCACAGUGUAUUUUUUGAUGGAUGCAAAAUUUUGGUACGACUCCUCGCACCAGUUUAUCGUUUUUUGCAUUAAAAAAUUUUCGGAUUGAAAGUUCAUUUACGACGGUCAUGUCUAACGAACACAACAAUAACAAAAGUUUCGAUCCGUCAAUGAAAGACGAUGAAUUUGAAUGUGAUAGCCGACCAAAUGAGUCGGCUGAAAGUGGUGCUUCUACAGGUGAAAUCAGCAGCAGCAGUAACAAUAACGAUGGCACAACAGAGCAAACCCGACGGGAAGAGAACCUAUUUUCGUUAAAACAUUUCUUAAAGCAAGACGUAACCAGCGAGCAACAUAAUCAAAUGUCCGGUGUCCGGCCAAAAAUCCCAUCCAACUCGAGUGCCAGUGAAAAAAUCCGCAUCAAACGUUCACCGCGAUUCUCAUCGUUCGAUUCUCAAGCAAGUCUGGCGUCGGCUUUGCCCCAAUCGUCGGAUGUCACAAACAUGGGACCGCAUCCGCUCCAAUCGAAUCGUUCGUUCAACAAUAUGAACACCGAUGCGGAUACGCAAGCACAGAAAAGUACACCCAUUCAGCGUUCCUGUUCUGCGUACGAUCAACGGCCUAUAUCAUUUCUGGACGCUGACAAAAAUGACAUGUUGACCGACGCUUUUCGGGAUCUGUAUCCCAAUUUGAUGAAAAAUCUCAAUCCCGAUAAUCCGUCUGCAUUGCCCGACUUUGUGCAAGAUCAUCUGCUGAUGGAGAAAUUUUACUACAAAGACAACAGUGAUCGAUCGCCCAUAGUUUCACCGCUAUCGUCCAGCUACCAUCAAUACGAUCAUCAGCUGCCGGAUUUUACGUUAAACGAAAAUGAGUGUGGCCGUAACUAUUCAACCAACGGUGACAUGCCGUUCGAUCUGAUGUGCAAUUCGAAUGAAUCGAAUCGCAACGCGUCGAAUCGCAACCCGUUGAUAUUACCGUUAGAUUUACCGAUUGAUCUUCCCAUCAAUGCCGGACACAAUCGAUCACAGUCACAUCCAAUGCAUAACAAUUAUCAAUUAGACUUAACGGCCAGAACAGACGGAUAUCCACCGGUCAAUGACCAUUUGAGCAAUAGUAGAAAUUCGCAGAGCGGCGGUGGUGAUAGUUUUCAAACGCUUCCGGAUUUUUUGUCCGACGGUCAUGUGCAUUCAACGGUAAGGCAACCGGAUUUGCAGGAAGUACAGGAAACAUCACCGGAAUCGGAGUUAUCGAAUGACUUUAUGCCGCGAACCAGAUCGGAAAUGAGAUCCGAAAAUAACAGAUUAAGACGUGAAUUGAAAAACCGAAAUCAAAUAAUUCAGGAACAAGCUCGGACCAUAGCUGAUUUGGAGUCGUCAAUAGCUGCUCUAAGGCAUAACGAACAUGUUACUCGAAAUGCGGACGAUGCUGCUGAGAGUAUAAAUCGAAGUGAUCAAAGAGCUGCAGCCGCACAAAAUUCCGCCGACGAAUACAAAAAACUUGUGAUGAAGCUAACGGUUCAAGUGGACGAACUUCGUCGUGAAAAUGAAAUUUUGAAAGAGGAAGGUGCCGUUGGUGGAUCGAGUAGUCACACAUAUAACACAAGGCCUAUACCCCAGUCACAACAGCUUGCUAAAGAGUUAAUGAUAGCCGCAUCCACAGCCGAAACCAAUUUACGACAAUUACUGAAUGGCGUAGAAAAUCUGAGAUUAAUGGCCCGAAAGAUAGACACGAUAGACGACGGUGGUUUGCCCAGAAACGAUUACUCUGAUUGUGAAGAUGAUGAUUUUGCCGGGCCGGCUUUAUAGUCAAACUAAAUUAUUGGUCAACGUGUUCUUCUCUUUUUUUGUACUAUUUUUGAAUGGCCUUGGAUCUUCAAACACACAAAUAAAAAACUUUUGUGGUUAAAAUUG
Messenger RNA from Bradysia coprophila, 1904 nucleotides. Its product is annotated as lethal (3) 04053. Gene Ontology annotation, cellular component: midbody; recycling endosome; ciliary basal body. The record is from RefSeq and is a predicted model, not a curated record. Gene Ontology annotation, biological process: regulation of cytokinesis; positive regulation of protein localization to cilium; positive regulation of cilium assembly. Lineage: Eukaryota; Metazoa; Arthropoda; Insecta; Diptera; Sciaridae.